UGGAAUGGGAUUUUCUUAUGGAUAUGGUCCCAAAGGAGGAUAUACCAGGGAUCCUCGUCUUUGGCUUUUUCUAUCUGGGAAUGCAGAUAAUCUGCCAAUUCUACCCAACCAAGCAAAAGAGUGUUAAAAUUUUUAUCUACUCGUUAGCUUGAUAUAUUUGAAGCUUUUGCUUUUGGUAAGGGCUUGACUGAAACCAUAGAGACAUUUUCUAAUUGAGAAAAUUUGUGAAGUCUCGGAGACAUGGAUGAAAACAGUUCAUUUUCAUCUCUAAGUGCCCUCCCAAAAUCUAAUUGAAUCCUCUUUUGCCAUUGCUAACUUUCUUAAUCAAAAAAUAAGGACAGCACUUAGGUAUAAAUUUUAAUGGAGUCUAAAAGAUCAUUGAGUCACCGUAUUAGAAACCAAGCUGUUCAAUUCAUUAGGAUACUUUUUUGAUUACCCUACACUACAAUUACUUAUCAGUAAAUAUUAAAAUUCUAACAACAAUUCAUUUUUGUAAGUAAUUACAAUGUGCUCAAGUUUUGGUAAGUAAUACAAAUUUAGUAAGCAUACAUCCACAAUUCAUUUGGCUAUUUAUAAUUUCAGAUUAUGUUCAUAUUUCUGUCCAAGUGUCCAGUUCAAGUUGAAUUAAGCCAAUAUUUUUUAUAUCUAGCUUGAUCUACAUAUUCUCUCCCUCUUAAAAUUAUUGUCCCCCUUAUGAAUUAGCAUCACUUUGUCAAAUACUCAUGUUGACUUCUACUGUACUCUUUUGUCGUGUUUGAGAGACUGAACUUCUGAAGUCAAUCAAGCCGUAAGGAUUAUUCAUGUUAUGUGCUUGUGGGACUAAUUGAAAUAUACGUGCAAUGAUGCUACUAGACAUAUGCAAUGCUACUUGGGAUCAAUACCAACCCUGUGUUAGCUAAGGAGGCUUCACUUGAAGAAAGAUCUGAAAAUGAUGCAGAAGUGGCUGAUAUAGUUGGGUUACGCAAAAUAGAGGAUGAUUCUGUGAAAUCCAAUAUACAUACAGCUAAAUGGAGAGUUUUUACAGAUAAUGGGAGGGAAUCAUUUAUGCAGGGAAAAUUGGAGGAAGCUGAAAGGUUCUUCUUUUCUGCACUACAAGAAGCUAAAGAAGGUUUUGGGGAGAAGGAUCCACAUGUUGCAUCUGCAUGCAACAACCUGGCAGAGUUGUAUAGAGUAAACAAAGCAUUUGAUAAAGCGGAACCACUGUAUUUGAAGGCCAUUGACAUACUAGAAGAAACAUUUGGUCCUGAAGAUAUACGGGGAAAAAAAAGGGUAAAGAAAGAAAGAAAGGAUUCCCUAAGCUUUAUUUUACAGAGUUGGUUGAGAAUCCACUUGUCCAUGCACUAUAUGUUUAUUUUUUACAGAGUUGGUUCUGCCUUUCACAACCUUGGGCAAUUCUAUCUUGUGCAGCGGAAGCUGGAAGAAGCUCAUACCUGCUAUGAGCGUGCUUUAAAGAUAAAGGGUCGUGUUCUUGGACUUAACCAUAUAGAUUAUGCAGAUGCUAUGUAUCAUCUUGGAACGGUCCUGUAUCUCCAAGGAAAAGAAAAAGAUGCUGAGGCUCUUAUUCAGGAUUCUAUCAGAAUACUAGAGGAAAGUGGUCAUGAAGAGUCAAUAAUGUGUAUCAGGAGAUUGCGAUAUCUUGCACAGAUUUACCUGAGAUCCAAUCGUCCAGGAGAGGCUGAGAAUGUACAGAGAAAAAUCCUGCAUGUUAUGGAAUUAAUAAAGGGAUGGAAUUCUCUGGACACCAUAAUUGCAGCAGAAGGAUUGGCUUUAACCCUACAAUCAAAUGGGAAUUUAAAUGAAGCACUGGAGCUUCUUGAAAGAUGUCUUGACGCUCGAAAAGUCUUACUUCCUGGUGAUCACGUACAGAUAGCUGCCAACAUGCUUCACAUUGCUAGGUUGGCAAUGCAUAAUUCCAGCAAACUGAGGAAGGUGGAUACUUCGAAAGCAAUUACUGAGCUUAAUAAGGCAAAAGAUCUUUUAACGGAUUCCAUAAGGAUAGCAUCCCUUUUGUUAAAUAAAGCCAUGAAAGAAAAUAGAAAAGUGCUAAAUAAUGGAGCAUCUGGAGAAACUAAAAAGCAUCUGCGUACAGCGUUAAUCAUAUUGUUGCAAUCACUUGAUGCUCUUGGGCUUUUGGAGAUUGAGAAGCAAGAGCUGCAAGAGUUGAAGGAUGAGCACUCACCAGUUGAGGCUGAAAAUGCGCUUUUGAGAUGCAUUUCUGCUUAUAGAGAGUUUGGAACUGAAAGCUCAAUUUCUGAUACUCAUGAGGUCAAGGUCGAAUAUCUUUCAUGUCUAAAGCAUUUUUCAAGCUUAAUAAGUGAUAACCAUACUCAGAGGAAACAUCAAAGUCAAGGAAUCGAUUUUGAGGAUCUUAAAGGAGAGAUAAAACGCCUUGAAGUUGAAAUUUCUCAUCGAAGACAAAGAAACUAAAAGCUUGGCUGUAUCGAUGCUGAUUUUUGGUUCCACCUGUGGUAAAAACUACAUUUAUAACAAAAAAUAAAUAUAUAGUAUGAAUAAUUUUGUUCAAAUAAAAGACAUCACACAACAUAAAGUGGGCGACAUGCAUUCUACCAUCUUCAGUGGGAUGUCUAUAUUUUUCUUUUA
Ziziphus jujuba (common jujube) is the source of this 2601-nucleotide messenger RNA. RefSeq lists its product as uncharacterized. Gene Ontology annotation, molecular function: protein binding. The transcript is spliced from 18 exons. The record is from RefSeq and is a predicted model, not a curated record. The coding region runs from base 862 to 2427 and encodes 521 amino acids. NCBI's taxonomy places the organism in Eukaryota, Viridiplantae, Streptophyta, Magnoliopsida, Rosales, Rhamnaceae.